Molecule: messenger RNA, 8842 nt
Organism: Drosophila gunungcola (fruit fly)
Lineage: Eukaryota; Metazoa; Arthropoda; Insecta; Diptera; Drosophilidae
Product: muscle-specific protein 300 kDa-like
Biological process (GO): nuclear migration
Cellular component (GO): nuclear outer membrane; meiotic nuclear membrane microtubule tethering complex; cytoplasm
Molecular function (GO): actin filament binding
Source: RefSeq, a predicted model, not a curated record
CGCCACUGACCGUAAAUAAUAACAAUAAAGACGGUUGAAACUCGGUGAGUACGUUACGUGCUGGAGUGGUAAACAACAUCCAUCAAAAGGCGUACCAAAUAUUGCGUGUGCUCUCUCUUCGCAUUGCUCUCUGGCCUUAUGCGAUAUGGCUCUCCAAGAGAGAGGUAUUUGAAAAAUACCAACACACCAAAUGAGCACAGACUCUGGGAAACAUGAGCUUUACUACUACGAUUACUAUACGAUUCUCUCACGAUUUUUGUGGACUGGACAAGGCGUAGCAUAUUGAACGUCGUGGGGUUUGGUUUGGGCUCAGGUUCAGUAUCAGUAUCGAACCGGCUUUCUACGACAGCGGAUUGGAAACGCGGAGCGACAAAGUCGCCGGGCGUGAAGUGAUGUGAUAUAGCCGCCUGCCCACCAGGCUAAGCAGAAAAAAAGUGAAUAAAAAACCCAAAAAUCCUAAUUCCCAAGUGAGAAUUACGAGCGAAAUACGAAUUUUCUUACCCAAUCGCAUGAGAUAAUCUCAGGUUGGCAUUGUGUCUAAACCCAUAAUAAAAAAAAAAAAAAACACCAAAAGCUUCAAGUGUUAAACAUAAUAAAAAGAAGAAGCUUGUGUAUUUGCUUUUAAGCAAAUUAAAGUUGAGUUACGUGUGCCGAAAAAUAUAAAAUUGACUGAAGGCCAUUCAAGGGUUGUUCAAAGGAAAAUUCGGCACUCACGGUGUGUGUGCGUUGCGUGAGAAAAAUCAAUUCUGCAUUGGUGGAAAACCGGAGGAGGAGAGGAGUGGAAAAGGAAAAGGAAAAGGACAAAGCUAAAGGCUGGUUUUUGGAGGCUUGCGAAAAACUCGUAACCGAUGACAAUUUGGCUUGACGAGGGUCUAUUAGCGAAAUCAAUGCCAUUAUGGCUGAUAACGGAGGGCCAGGAUCCAAGCACAAGGAUCCCAGAACUAUAGAUGCCGGCGGAGGAGGAGGAGCCGCAGGAGCUGGAACAGGCGAUGACGUGCCUCCAGUGCCAGCUGUUCGCCGGCGUCGCGCGCAUGAGCAGAAAUCCUCGAGAGAACAUGUGGAGGAAAAGCAGAAGGAGGAGGUGCAGGGUCAGGAGAGCCAACAGCUGGAGACAUCGACGGUGACAAGGACCUAUAUGAAGACCAUCACCACCUCACUGACCACUUCGAGUAGCUCCAAUGUGGAGGAGUUUGUCCUGGAGGAGCCAUCACUGGCAGCAGCUCCAUCGCCGAAUCAACAAAGACUGCGUCAGAAGGUGGCACAGUACGAAAAGGUCUGGUCGUCGGAUGGCUCCCAUAGCGUGAAGAGACCCGCUGACCAGAGCGCCGAUGAGCUGCGUCUGGCCGACGACGAGCAGGGUGACCAGUACGAUGCCGAGAAUCCCUUCGACAUCGAUGUCCAUGAGAUUGAGCGGCGGCUGCGCCAGGAGCGGCAACGUGGCCUGGCCGAGGCGGAGGCAGCCAAGCUGGCCUUCCAGCAGGUCCAACUACGGCACACAACUCCUCCGCGUCGCGUGGAGGUGACCAGUGACCAGGUGGCCAGUCCCUUCAAUGUCACCCUUCGCACCACAAGUCGCAUGAGUCCUGGCGCCGAGCAGGGCAAUGUGGAGGAGCAUCUUGCCCCCUUCAAUGUGACUUUAAGGACCACUCGAAGGGGCAAGAAAAAAGAGAUUAAGGAACUCGAAAGCUUCCUCGAAGGCGAACGUACUGUGCGGGAGGUGCCUUCGGCGGAUGGCGUGAGGACCAUCAUCACCUCCUCGAUGACCAGCGAUGGUGGCUAUGCCGAGGAGAAGAUCUAUCGCCAUGGCGAGGGUUAUGUUUCGCCCAGGGAUUCACCCUCCUGGUCGCGUUCCAGCUACUCCAGCGAGCGAUCCAGUGUGACGCCACCGAGGAGCGUGGAUCUAACCGCCGGCGGACGAAGGAUUCUGAUCAAACUGGAGCAGGAAAGUGAACUAAUCGAGGCGGACAGCCAGCAGAGGGACGAGACCGACUCGUUUGGUCGGCAGGAAGUGGCCAUGGCAACCGGCAACAUUGACAUUACCGUCGGCGGUAGCAACCCCCGCCUGCGUUUGUACCAGCAAACAACUGUCCAAAUGGGUGGCGGCAACACCACCACCCCCGCCGACGAACUAACACCCCAAAGGCCCAGGCCCAGGGACUUGGCUUUGGGCACCAGCACCAACGUCAUAGCCAGCACCACCAAGACAAUGCUAACAUCCACGCCAAUUGGCACGAAGGAGCAACCGCAAACGGGUCCGAACACUCCAGUUAGUCCAGCUGCAACGUGCCAAUUGCGUGGUUCUUCGACGGAAGAGCCCCGGAAAAUUGUAAGCCACAAAACGAUAACCAGCACAACGACCAAGUCCACUUCAUCAUCCUCUUCGUCCACGUCCACGUCGCGCAAAUUAAUCGAAUUGUCGUCGUCGCCGGUAGUCGGGAAUAUCUCGCAAAUACGUACGGAAAACAACGAUAUCGACAUCGAUAACGAUUCGGACACGGAGGGCAGACCGGCCAGUAGUAUAGUGAUUGUGUCCACCCCCACGCGACCCACCACACCGGCAUCCGCAUCCGUAUCGGUAUCCGCAUUCGCAACCCCAUCCGCAUCCGUAUCCGCGUCAGCUGCCCACGCCCUCAGCGGCAUCGGCACUUUCAGCAAGAGUCUGCGCCAGGAUUAUCAGACUCUAGCAACGCAAAGUGGCCGCAGCAACGAAUCACCCAGUGAACAGGAAUACCAGGAGUUCCAGUCCACCAUGGCGUCCAUUAAUUAUGCGCGCAGCAAUUCCCAGUACGACAGCCAUAUCAAGGAGAAACGAGAGGAGCAAGAACGUGUGCAGAAGAAGACAUUCACUAAUUGGAUUAAUUCAUACCUAUUGAAGCGUGUUCCACCGCUUCGUAUCGAUGAUUUAAUCAAUGAUUUACGCGAUGGUACCAAACUGAUUGCAUUGCUCGAAGUUCUGUCCGGCGAACGCCUGCCCGUGGAGAAGGGCCGCGUUUUAAGACGUCCUCAUUUCCUCAGCAAUGCCAAUACGGCCCUGCAAUUUUUGGCCAGCAAACGGAUCAAGUUGGUUAAUAUUAAUCCCGCAGAUCUGGUGGACGGGAGACCACCAGUUGUGUUGGGUUUGAUAUGGACGAUCAUCUUGUACUUCCAGCUUCGUAAAAAGAGGCGGAAAAACUUAGUAGUAGUUAUAAAUUAUGCGCCACAGAUCGAGGAGAACAGCCGCAACCUAGAGUAUUUGGGUCAUGGUAUUGGCGGUUCGGUUAGUUCCCUCGACAGUGUUGGCAACCAAAAGCAUGGCGAUCUUAAGGCUGAGAAAUGGAAGCAGGGUGCCAGGAAGACCCUGCUCAACUGGGUGACCAAUGCCUUGCCAAAAGAAAGUGGUGUGGAGGUGAAGGAUUUCGGCGCCAGCUGGAGAGAUGGCGUCGCUUUCCUUGCCCUUAUCGAUGCCAUCAAGGCGAAUCUGGUGAACUUGGCUGACCUGAAGAAGGCCAGCAAUCGUCAGCGCUUGGAGACUGCUUUCGAUGUGGCCGAAAGCAAACUGGGCAUUGCCAAACUCCUGGACGCUGAGGAUGUGGAUGUACCCAAGCCGGAUGAAAAGAGUAUCAUGACAUAUGUGGCACAAUUUUUGCACAAGUAUCCUGAACCAAAGGGUGCUUCACGCGAUCUAUCGCAUGCUCAGCAGGAAGCGGACGAACUUCGUCGCUUUUUGAUAGAGAAGACCACCGAGUACGAGCCCAUGGUCAUGAUGAGCUCGUUCCCACGCGAUUUCGGUGAAUAUUUACUGGCACGUUCUGAAGUCGAUGCCCAUUUGGCGGCAUAUAACCGCUUGAAACAGCUCAUCGAGAGCCAGAGCGGAUUCCUGCAGGUCUCCCGCCAAUCUUGGGAGGAGAUCAACGAGCUGUGGCAGCGCCUCCAGUACCAGAUGAUGUACUGGCUCUGGCUGCUGGACUCCGAGCUGCCCGGCGACUUUGGCACCGUUGGCAAAUGGUUAGCCGAAGCAGAGAAAUUACUGAUGGACAAUGAUAUACCCAAUGCAAUGAAUGAGGAGACGGCAGCAGUGAUUAGCAGGAAGUUGGAGGAGCAUAAGCUCUUCUUUGCCGAUCUGCCUCGCAUUGUGGCCAUGUUUGAGAAUGCUAAGCGGUCACCGCUGGCCCAGCAGAUUCCCCUGGAGCAGCUGCGCAACAUGGAGCGACGCCUGCAAGAAGUCGGACCCAAGGCAGCAGAGCGCAGGAUUCGUUUGAAGUUCCUGGAGCACAAGUGCUGCCUGAUUGCCUUCUUGAAUCUAGUGGAGAACAAGAUGCGCGGCUGGACUGGAAAGUACGGGCACGAGGAGAAGGUGGCCCAACAGCUGGAGCAGUAUAAGAACUUUGUGUCGCGCAACAAGAUCUUCCAGGAGUUCCAGAAGGCCUUUGUCGAUAUGCAACAAGUGGUGGAUGAGUACAAGCGUGAAGGCAAUGUUCCACGCAAGGAGAUCAACGAUAUUGAUCGCUUCAUGUAUGAAACCGAGGAGCGCUGGAAACGCGUUUCCAUGGAACUGAAGUGCUGCCAGAACUCUCUGGAGGAAGUGGUCAACUGCUGGCGUAGCUGGAACCAAUUGGCCCCCACUUGCGAGGAAUGGCUGCUGUUGGCCGAGCAGAAGGUGAACCAGAGCGAGGAUGAGCGUCUGGACUUCUUCCAGGAUAUUCCCGUGUGGAAGGACAAGUUUGAUGCCCUGGCCAACUCUGCCAACUACUUGAUUGCCUCCUGUGAGGAGCCCAUUGCUCAGCAGUUGCGCCAGCGACAUGGAGCUUUGUCCGAGCGAUUUGAGCGUUUGUUUGUCAACACCAAACAGUAUAUGCAUGCUGGAGACAUCAUCCGUUCGCGGCAGGAAUACAAGUCGGGCAUUGAACAGCUCUCCCGUUGGCUGCGGGGAGCCGAAAGCGUUCUCGAUCAGCGCCAAGUUCUUGGCAACAGUGAACAAAUCAAGCAAUAUGGCCAGCAGUUGCAGCAAUUGGCCAGCGAAAUCGAUGAUAAUGAAGAGCUGUUCAAGACUAUCAGCAGGAAUUUCCAAUCACUGAUACAAGAUCUUUCCCGCGACGAGGUGGACAAAAUGAUGAAGCUUCUGAAGCAGGAGAAGGAAUCUCUGGUGCGCAUACGCGCCCAGUUGCCUGCCAAGCUGCAUCUCUUCCACCAACUGCAGAUUCAACAGGAAUCCCUGGAAGCUGGACAAAAGGAGAUCCAUCAGUGGUUGAGUGAGGCCGAACAGCUUUUGGGAACGCAUAAUCUUUCUGGAGGCCGCGAUGCCAUCAAUGAGCAACUGCAGAAACACAAGACCUACUUCUCACGCACUGUCUACUAUCGUUCCAUGCUGGAGAGCAAGAACAAGGUGUUCCAGAACCUGCUGAAGGCUGUGUCCUCCGAUGACAAGAUCGACACUGCGCCCGCUUCGCAGCAAAUGCAACAGCUGAACGAACGCUUCAACUAUGUGAUUCAGAAUGCCCAGCAAUGGGAGCAACGCUUGGAUUCGGCUGCUGGUGGAUGGAGCAACUUCAAGGACAACGAACGUGUGGUCAGCGAGUGGCUCACCCAGGCGGAAUCCAUGCUGGUGGAGAAGCACAUCGAAUCGAAGACAACAAUCGAGACGCAGAAAUACUUCUUCGAGCAGGUCAACGAUCGCUGGAUGAACGAUCUGGUGCAGUCGGCUCAACAACUUCUGACAACUUUGCCCGCCCAGGAGCAACCUGCUGUGGUUCACAGCGUGGAGCAGUUGCAAUCCCGCUGGAAGAAUGUGCUGUCUCAGGCUCCUUUGCAUCUACUCAAAUUGGAAUUCAGACUGGACGAAAAUGCCUUCUAUCAAUCCCUGAAGGAUGUGGAGAAGGAAUUGCAGCUGGAGCAGCAGGCCUUGAAUCGCAACGAGGAUGUGGACUCCAUUUUGCAGCGCAACCAACAGUUCCUCCUGCAACAAGAUGCAGUGCCUCGACUGGAGCGUUGCCUUCAAAACAUGCAACGAUUGGCUAAUGCCCACAGGCAACAACAACCCGGUGACAUUAGUCUGGAUCAGGCCUACGACAAUGCCAAGUCCCAGUGGCAACUGUUGUCCAACAAACUGGGCGACAUGCGUCAGACCCUCCAGCAAAUCCCAGCCCAAUGGCAGGGCUACCAUCUGAAAUUCAACGACAUGGUCGGUUGGAUGAACGGUGUGGAUCAGAGCCUAAAGAAUAUCGUGAAUGAAGUAAACACCAUGGAGGAAUUCGAGAAGGAGAAGGUUGUCUUCCAGCUGAGGGAGCUAGUGAAAAUCUGCCAAGAUGCCGACAACAAACGAGAUAUGAAAUGGCUGGUCAAGACCUUGGACUCUCUGCUUAGUUACGCAACCGAAGAUGAGGCUAAUCUCGAGCAGAAGAAGCUGGAGGACCUGAUUGCUCGCUACAAGAACCUUAUACCCACGAUUGAGAUUACCAUGGUCAAGACGGAAGUUUUCUCCAAGUGCUACACUUACCGCAGAGAAGUUCACGAGGUUGUCUGUCUGCUGAGCAAGGUCAAGGAUCAGACGGCCAAUAUACCAGCUCCCGACAGCCUGGAACGUGUGAAUCGCCUGAUUGAGGAGCAGCAAUAUGCCAUCAAUCAGCUGGAUCACCAGCGUCCACACAUCAUGUCUAUGCUGCAAAGAGGACGUGAUCUGAUCAAGGAUGUGCACGCCCCAGCCUUUGUGAAUACUGAUGUGAAGAAUCUGGAGACGGGUUGGAAUCAGGCGUACACUGAAACCUCUGACAAACUGCAGGCCCUCAAGGGAACCCAGGCUGUUUGGAGCGAUUUCGUGGACCAGAAGAACGACAUCUUCUCCAUGUUGCAAACUGCGGAGACGGAGCUUCGUUCGUUGACCCCAUUGCAGACCGAUCCCAAGAACGUCAGUCAGGAUCUGAAGUCCAAGAGGGAUCUCAAUGUGCAACUGCAGCAGGCUUCCCAUCAGCUUCUGCCCAAGUUGCAUGCCCUGAAAUCAGAACUGGCUCCACUGGCUGCGGCCGACAAGCGUCCCAUUUUGGAGAAGGAAGUGACCGAGGUGGAGAAGAUGUUCUUCAACACCAUGGAGCAUGUGAAGGAUCGCGUCGGCUAUCUGGAGGACUACAGUGCCAAAUGGAAUAACUACAAGACACGCCUGGCCGAACUGCAGGAAUGGGCCAAUAAGGUUGCGCCCAAGAAUAUCGAAGCCCUUCAGUCCGAGGAUCUCACACCGGAGGAGCGUGUGGUCAAGGUGCAGGCCUUCAAGCGCAUCCUUGGGGAUCGCAUGAAGCAACUGGAUCUUUUGGCCGCCGAUGCCUCCGAGUUGGCUCCCAAAGAGGGUAACAUUGCCGAGGCCAAGCGACUUAAGGGCGAGAUCACCAAGCUGCAGGAGGUCCUCAGUGCCAUCAAUCGGAAUGUGGAUCACCAGGCACAGGCUGUGCAGGAGGAUCUUGUCAACUGGCAGCAAUUCCAGGCCGGUCUGCAGCAAAUCAAGCCCGCUGUGGAGCAAAGCGAAGUCAAGGUAAAUAAUGUAGUUUCUAAGCCCAUCUCCCUCGAAGAAGCCGUUGCCAUGCAACAGAAUGCCCAACAAUUCGAGACACAGUGUCAGGAGCAAUUGGACAAGCUCCAUGGCAUAUCAAACAUCAGUCAUAAAAUGUUGUGUAAGACCAAUGCCCCCGACGAGCUGGAUGCCAUGCAUUCGCGUUGGACGGCUGUCCAUGAGAACGCUAAGCAGGCUAGCGCCAAGCUCGAAAAAUUGGUGGGCAAUUGGAAGUCCUUCGACGCCGAUGCGGCCAAGCUUGAGGAUUGGGUUGGACAGGGCGAGCAGCUGAUGUCCAGGCGACCAGCUGUCCUCAACACACCGCACAUUGACAAGCUCGAAAAGGAGCUCGUCAAGCUGAAGUCCUUCAACAACGAGAUCUCGCAGCAGCAGGCUAAGCUCGUGACACUGGGUCAGAAUGCCGAUCAAAUUAGUUUGCAUUUGGCACCCGAAGGCGCAGCUGCCUUGAAGGAUCGCGUAAAUCAAAUGAAGGGCAAGUUGCAGAAGCUUUCGGAAGCCACUCGCGGUCACAUCAACGAAGUCUCCGAUGCCAUUAUUUCCCGGCAGGACUUUAACGCGAAACUGGUGAACUUCUCGAACUGGAUGGAACAGCUUCGUAACCAGAUUACGCAAGUGGAAGAAAUCAAUCCGGAACGUGUGGAAACCAGUCUGCAUGUUAUCCAUGCCCUACUGCAGGAACAUGCCGAUAAGAAGCCAAGUUUCAAUGCCAUCUACGAUGAGGUUAAGCAAUUGGCCCUGGGAGCCACUCCCGAAGAGUCGAAUGCCCUGAACGAUGCCUACACCGCUUUAGUGGUUAACUAUCAAAACCUAGAGACCAACAUGCUGCAAAAGAAGGCGGCUCUGGAGAAGUGGACUGAACUGCUGGGCUGGAAGAACGACACUGAGUCCCAUUUGAACUAUUUGAAGCACCAGCUAGACAAGCCCGAAGGACCCGCCGCCGAGGAACUGAGCAAGGUCAUCGAUGAGAUCGAUAAUUUGGGUCAGGGCAUUGGAUACUGGAAGGGUCAGGCCAAGGAGAUCGACGAAAACCCAGCCAUUCAGCUGAGAGAUGCCUUGUCCCGUCGUCCACUGAUCGCCACUCAAAUUGUGAAUGAUGUUGAGAAUAAGUUGGAGAACCUAAAGCUACGCUCGCAGAAUCAACAGCAGCAAAUUCAAGCAGAUGACCGUACGCAAGGAUAAGUUCCAUGCGCUGGAACACAACUUUGGCCAGGCGCUGCAGGAGAAUCGCGCCAAACUGGACGAGAUUCUCAGACAGCAUCCGACUCUGAACAACAUCGAUCAGAUCAUUGCCGAUUUGGUGGCUCUCAA